AUGAAAUAUUUUUGUGUAUUUUUAGUGAUUUUUGCUUCCGUGGCAAUUUACAAAGUAAAAUCUGGUGGAGUUACAUUUCCUCGAUUCGAUGAAGAACUUCCACAACAUCGGUACAUAAGCUUUUCCAGCGAUUGCUUUGAUGUCUCACGAUCUCUAAGGAAUGAAGCUCACGAGACUUUUACCAAAUUGCAUGCAAUUCAAAAGACAUUCGAUGAUGCUGUAGCUGCAAAUAAUAAUGAGACUUCCGAAGAAAUAUUGCAAAAAUUUGUAGCUGAUUACAUUGAUGCUGAGGAAGCUUAUAUUAACCGACUUGUAGAUUUUUACGAUAUUCCAGUCGGAGACUUUGUCAGAACAGUCCGUAAGUUUGGAUUUAGAGCUACUGGAAACUUGUUAUGUGCUUAUGAACUAUUUGGAGAAGCUGUCGGUGACACUGUUGACUUUUAUGAAUAUUGUGUCAAAAAUCUUCGUCAUGAUCUUAUUGGAUAUCCAAAUGAAGCCAACAGCUGUGAACCAAACAUCCUUGCAUCACAUGCAAUUGAGAAUACCCAACUGGCUGUAAAGAGCGCCUAUAAUCGUGUCGUUGCUACAAAUAAUACACAUACUACUGACUAUGAUCGUUACUUGGUCGCCUAUCAUUUUAUUGAAAUAUUUGAGAAAGCUAUGUGGAGACUUAGUGACCGAUUAAUUGAAAUUUAUGAACUGAAUCCAGAUAUUUGGAGAAAAACUUUAAUUUACAAUGGAAAACAUGAAAAUUCAACUGGUAGUUAUUUGUGUGCUUAUGCAGCUUAUUAUCGUGCUGAAACUACUUAUGUUAAUACAUACAUGAGCUUAUUGACUGACAUCAUCCAAAGAACCAAACAAGUCUCUUAUGACUAUAUUUUGUAUUGA
Molecule: messenger RNA, 888 nt
Organism: Chironomus riparius
Lineage: Eukaryota; Metazoa; Arthropoda; Insecta; Diptera; Chironomidae
Source: the annotation of a GenBank genome assembly